AUGGUAGCUAGCGAUUGUUACGCUGUAUUAGGCAUCAAAACGACAGCCACGGAAGAUGAAAUUCGAAAAGCUUAUCGUAAGAAAGCACUUCAAUAUCAUCCGGAUAAGAAUUCUUCGUCAACAGCAGAAGAGCUCUUCAAGGAAAUCAACAAAGCCUACGAAACGUUGAGUGAUGCUGAAAAACGGCGUGCGUACGAUUUACAACAGCAAACAACGAACAUAAAAUUUUCUUCAGCAUCUCAACCACAACGACGGUACGAAUCGACAUAUCAUGCAUCGCGUCCAUCACAGUUUUCUUCGAGUCAUGCGAAUUCAGCGCGAUUUCGUUUCCAUGAUCCAUUCUUUACAAUUCGACAACGUCAUGCAUUCUUCUCCAGUAAAUUUCAUCAACCGGAAUUUUCAUUCUUCGAUACUCAUUUUGGUUCAUCCGACGAUGAAGAUAAUGAUUCUGAUCAUUACGACCCUGUCCUAUCGUCAUUUCGUACUAGUCAAAGACAUUUUCAUAGAAAAACUCGACCCAAAUGGAGUCAUAGUAGUCCGUUCGAAAGUGAUCCAUUUUCCAUGUUUGAAAUGUUAACUCGUUCGAUAUUCGAUCAGUUUUUGAAAGAUGAUUUCUUCUGGCGUCAGCCGUCAGCUCGUUUGAAUAACCCAACUCAGGCACAGCGUGGUCAAACGACAACGACAACGCGAACAAAUAUUCCAGUCAACCAUGUUGAUCCGAAAGGAACUUAUCGAUAUGAAAUGAAACGAACCUCAACGACAUCGUCACAACUCAAUUCAAAUGACAGUGACGACGAGGAGGAAGAAACUGAGGAGCAUUUCGUUUAUCAACAACCGAAACCUUCGACAACGAGGAAUGAUCAAUUCUAUCGUCCGGCUUCGUCAACAUCGAAAGUUAAAUCCGAAACAUGUCAGUAUUGCUUUUAUCCUAUAGGAUCGGUUGACAGUGUUCGCAAACACGAAGCUGUUUGUCGCUAUCGACCAGAACAAGAAAAAAUCUAUACAACCAAAUGUACUUACUGUCAAGAAAAUGUCCGUCUAAGUGAAUAUCUCGAUCAUGAAGAACGGUGUAAACAAAAUCAAGCAUCAGUUGAAACGAAACGGUAUUACAAUCCAUCAUCAUCCGGUAAUGACUUAGAGAGCAGUCUUUCACUAGAAAAACACAUUGUUGGAAGUAUAUCAAAUGAUAAUAACCAAGUUCGUAAAUGUCAUCGUUGUCAGAAGACCUUCCCCAUCUUAUCCGAUUUAUUCAAUCAUAACUGUGAUGAUGAAAACGAUCUAAUUCUUUCGAAAUCAAGUAAACUUGAAAACAAAGCAUCCAAUGAGAGUACACCAUCGUUAUUGGAGAAAAUUUCGUCAUCGUCAACGAAGUCUUUCAAAUUGAACCGCCUUCCAACAUUCAACAACUCGCCGAUCUCAUCAAACCAUCUGCAUCGCUUAUUUACUCCACAUUCGUCUUCAUCAGUCAAACAACCCCAUUCGAACUCGAUUCACAUAUCGAUCAUCGAUGAUUUCAAUCGACCAAAACGAGCUACAUUGAGUAAUGAACAUCAUCCAAUUUACAAACGCCCGUUGUUUCAACCAAAUCUGUCGACAUCGAAUAAUAAAACAGCGUCGUCAAGUGCUUAUGUUUAUCUUCGAAAUCCGACAUCAUCGAUUCGUGUGAACUCUUGA
Messenger RNA from Adineta ricciae, 1674 nucleotides. The record is from the annotation of a GenBank genome assembly. Lineage: Eukaryota; Metazoa; Rotifera; Eurotatoria; Adinetida; Adinetidae.